Messenger RNA from Ordospora colligata OC4, 1089 nucleotides. RefSeq names its product developmentally regulated GTP-binding protein. Gene Ontology annotation, biological process: cytoplasmic translation. Lineage: Eukaryota; Fungi; Microsporidia; Ordosporidae. The record is from RefSeq and is a predicted model, not a curated record. Gene Ontology annotation, cellular component: cytoplasm. Gene Ontology annotation, molecular function: GTP binding; GTPase activity. The coding region runs from base 1 to 1089 and encodes 362 amino acids. The transcript has a single exon.
AUGGGGAUCCAGGAUAAGAUCAACGAGAUAGAAAGUGAAAUGGCAAGGACACAAAAGAACAAGAAGACUGAGCAUCAUCUUGGGAUUCUGAAGGCCAGGCUUGCAAAGUAUAGACAGGAGCUUGAUGCACCAAAAAUGAAGCAGAGUAGAGGCGAUGACUUUGAAGUGUGUAAAAGCGGAGAUGCCAGAGUUGCACUGAUAGGAUUUCCAAGUGUUGGGAAGUCAACAUUACUGUCAAGAAUCACAAGCACACACAGUAAAGCAGCAGAACAUGAGUUUACGACUCUAAGCUGUAUUUCUGGCAAGAUGCGAUUGAAUGAUACAUGGAUCCAGGUGCUUGAUCUUCCUGGGAUUAUUUCUGGUGCUUCUCAGAACAAAGGUCGAGGAAAGCAGGUAAUUGGUGUUGCAAGAACGGCAGAUAUGAUACUAAUGAUGCUUGAUCCAAGACGAAGCGAUGACAAGAAGGUUCUUGAGCAUGAGCUUUACGAAAUGGGAAUCAGGCUCAACAAAAAAAGACCUGAUAUAUCGAUUACGCCUACAUCGAGCAGUGGAAUAAGUAUUGGAAUAACAUGUGAAUUGACAAGAACAACAGAGGAUGUAAUAAAGGGUAUUUUACGAGAGUACAAGAUCAAUAACUGCCAGAUGCUGAUAAAGGAAGAUGUAUCUGAAGACGAUGUUAUUGAUGUAUUGAGUGGGUCUGUUGUGUAUAUAGAUUGCCUGUAUGUUUACAACAAGAUAGACGAGCUUUCAUUGACUGAUUUCAAUAAGAUCGCAGGUCAGCCAAAUAGCACGGUGAUUAGCUGCCGCAAGGAUUGGAAUAUUGACGGCCUUAUGGAGGAUAUUUGGAGCAAGUUGGAUUUGCUGAGGGUAUACACUAAGAAGAAGGGGAUGUUUCCGUCGAUGGAUGAUCCCGUGGUUAUCAAGAGAGGAAGAACGAUUAAGGAUCUUUGCAUACACAUACACAAAGACUUCUUACAGGGAUUCAAGCAUGCUCUUGUGUGGGGAAUAAGUGCAAAGCACAUUCCACAAAGGGUCGGACUAGGGCAUUUACUGGAGGAUGAAGAUGUUAUUCAAAUAUUUUUGAAAUAA